This is a messenger RNA of Aspergillus mulundensis, 1635 nucleotides long. RefSeq names its product fungal specific transcription factor domain-containing protein. The transcript has 6 exons. Bases 1 to 1635 code for a protein of 544 amino acids. Gene Ontology annotation, cellular component: nucleus. Gene Ontology annotation, molecular function: RNA polymerase II cis-regulatory region sequence-specific DNA binding; DNA-binding transcription factor activity, RNA polymerase II-specific; zinc ion binding. Gene Ontology annotation, biological process: DNA-templated transcription; positive regulation of transcription from RNA polymerase II promoter by galactose. NCBI's taxonomy places the organism in Eukaryota, Fungi, Ascomycota, Eurotiomycetes, Eurotiales, Aspergillaceae. The record is from RefSeq and is a predicted model, not a curated record.
AUGGUCAGAGUUCCGAGCGCCGGCGAUGGGCAAGAUGUAAAUCCAUCCAGUCCCAGGAUACGAGAGUCAACAACAGCCGAAGACGUAUUCGAGCCCGAAGUCACUGCGAUGGGCCUCACUGCCCGUCCGCUGAAUGAUGGUCAUAGAUCAGGAGAAGCAUUUUUUGGUGACUCUUCGGCAGUAGCAUUCAUCCAGCGGCUGCAGGAGACGCUAAGACCUGAAGGGCUCGCACCAGAGCCACCUCAGGUCUAUAAUACGGCCAAGACACCGUCUGACAAAAGGACCAAUGGGUAUACGAAAAUCUCGUUGGACAUGCUUCCCCCUCGAGCGCUGGCCGAUCAUCUUGUAGACUGCUACUUUUCGAAGAUUCAUAUUUUGUAUCCCUUUGUUCACAAAGUGGCUUUUCUCUCAUUGUACCAGCGUAUCUGGAUGCCUGGAGACAACACGAGCACUCCGAUGAACACUGGACUAGGGCUGGGAGACUCUGCAGUCAGUGGGACGACAUUUUAUUACGGAUUGAAUAUCAUCUUCGCCCAUGGAUGCCAGUUUUCAGAGAUAAUGGGUGCUGAUCGGCAAACAACGUCUGAAGCUUUCUUCCGUCGUUCCAAACCGGCGCUUGACGUGGACUACCUCGAGCGUGGUGAUCUGGCCCUGGUUCAGGUCCUCCUCCUUAACUCCCAUUACCUCCAGGGCUCGCAGACUCCCAAUCGGUGCUGGCAUGCCAUCGGAACCGCAUAUCGACUGGCUCAGGGGCUUGGUUUGCAUACAAACACUGGCGAUGAUUAUCGGUCAUUCGCCUCAAACCAGAUGAGAAGGCGAAUUUGGCAUGGAUGCCGGAUGUUAGACCUAGCGGCUAGUUCUAUGCUCGGUCGUCCGGCAAUGACAUCUCAGCACUCACUUGUUCCACUGCCCGCGGCAGUGGACGAUUGCUAUUUGGUUGGGGAUGUCGCGUCCUGUGAACAGCCUCCGGGUAUAUUUUCCCGUGUUGAGUGGUUUAUCGCUACCUUGAAGCUCCAUGAACUUCUGCAAAAGAUGCACAAUACAGUCUACGAGGAUCAGACGGAUCCAUCUACGCUAGACCCGGCUGCUCGGAAGAAAAUGCGCAUUAUACGACAGCUCCAAUCCAUCACACAAAUUGACCUGGAACUAGAUGAUUUUCGAGCCAAUAUCCCAAAGCCGCUGAGCUGGGAGGUAGUGGAAGGGGAUAAGCCAGAUCCGUUGUUGAGAGAAAGAUGUUUACUUAAAGCUAGCGUUUGGUUCUACAACGUUUUUUACACUUUUACCGCAGGGAUAGUACUCAUCCUUGCCGAAACCAAUAGCGCGGCCGUAGAGGCCGUCACACGAAAUGGCUUGGAUGCCGCCUGGGAACAAUGUCAACGGACUCUGAACUAUCUGAAGGCUUAUAGCAUUGUGGCCGAGCGAUGCUCGCACAGCUUGAGCGACACUAGAUCCAAGUGCUUGAAAAUGCUUGAGCCAUACCGCUGGAACGAAAAUGCAGCUCAGACUAGCGGGAACUACGCACCGGAGCUCAAUAUGGAUGAGACGGCGAAUGGGACUUUUCCUGACAGUCUCUUUGCUGAUCUUAACCUCGACAACGUCGCUCUUGACUGGUCCUGGUUCGACAUCAGCUAUUAA